Molecule: messenger RNA, 15217 nt
Organism: Aedes albopictus (Asian tiger mosquito)
Lineage: Eukaryota; Metazoa; Arthropoda; Insecta; Diptera; Culicidae
Gene: Camta
Product: calmodulin-binding transcription activator 1
Exons: 24
Coding region: 4915-11757 (2280 amino acids)
Biological process (GO): regulation of transcription by RNA polymerase II
Cellular component (GO): nucleus
Molecular function (GO): transcription coregulator activity; double-stranded DNA binding; protein binding
Source: RefSeq, a predicted model, not a curated record
CCGUACUUUUGACGGGUAGUGUACAUUGUCGAUCUGGGAGUCACCUAUAAUUGAUCGAACAAUCGAUUUGAUUUAUCGGAAUUAACCUUCGCGUACAACCGAUCUCUUUUACAUGCAAAAAAAGCCUAAGAAAAGUAGGCUCUAGGGAGCAAACGCCAUUAAUCCAUUUCUCCCAGAAAUUUUUGUUCAUUCUUCGCCACGAAGAACAAAUAAAAACUCAUACCAUAUGCAAUCACAUCGAUAGGCAACACAAUACUCAACACUGUUCUUCACUUCUCUGCCCGGGACAAUAAAGGACAUGAUCUAUUAUUCUGCAAUCCAGUAAGAGUAAACGCAAUACUAAGCAUCCCCGCACCUAUUGUUUGCGUUUCCGCUAAAUACUAGCAUACUUGGCAACACUGCCGUAAAAAUCAAUCAAGAUAUUUUCACAGGGAUUUUUAUAAGGAGUUGGACCUUCGAAUAUAAAAUAAAAAUACUGAAGUCUGAGCUACCAGUUGCGCGACGAUGCGUAGUAUCUAAUAUUAUCUAAUUCCAAAGGAUAUCAUGAUGAUCAUCAUCAUCAUCAUUAUAUUCCAUAUUUUCAGGUUCAGCUUCUGAAAUUAGCUGUGGGUCAUUGAAUGUAGUUAUAUCGAAAUGACAUUUUCAGCACUGUUGCUUAUAAAUACACUCAUCAAAUGUUUUCCUGAAUAUAUUUUACGUCGAUGUUGCCAAAUGUACUAAACCUAAAUAAAAAAAUACUUUUGGCUUGUUAAUUAGAUUUCAUACUAAUGUUCUAGUAAAAUUAAGAUUUCUACAAUAAAUAUUACAUAUUUGGCAGCACUUCUGUUCAGAUAAUGUUAAAAUAUAUGAAAUUUGUUUAAAAUUGAUGAUCUCAAUGGAUACAUUUUUUUAGUUCAACAGGUUAUGCUAGUCCAUUACGAUAGACUCAUAAUUGAUGAACUGGCAACACUGUAACAUUUUUUUUAUUCCUUUUUAUACUUGAUAUUUUUCAAAUCAACACAACUCGUCUUUAUAUGGCAUCGAACUUUUUUUUUGCGAAAUUUAUAAACUGCACCUGAUUUUAUAUGAUACUUUACAGUAUGCGGCAGGAAAAAAUGCGAAAGUGUUUUUCAACUUCAAACCUCGUUUUCGUCCAUUUGACGUUAACCAAUCUAUGUUUCAACGUUCCAUGAUCUCUAAUAGGCUAGUUUUCUGAAAAGUUAAUUAAAAUUUUUUCCCAUUUUGGUCUCUAACCUGUACAGGGCGGUGCCUGAAGCUGAAGACUAUUACAAAUUUCAAACCGCAGAAAAGUACACCGGUCGCUAAAUUUCGUAUCUGAUAAAACAAAAUGUUCAAUUUUCUCUACAGUAUCAUCAAAUAUAUGUACUUAUUUCAUCUAAUAUGUGAAACUACAUGGCUCUGGAUCAGUGUGGUCUGGUUGUUCAUCAAAUUUAAGCUAAUUUUGUUACUGUUAUAGUCAUUUUGUUUAAUGACCAUUGGGCGCGCAGUUUAUUGAUACCCGCUUAUUAAGCUUACAUUAUCACAUGUUAAACAUCAAAUAUGUUCAUUUUUAUUUUUCAAUGCUAGAAUAUGGAAAUUGAUUGAUACACUGUCAUGAAAAAAAAGUUCAUAUAUAUCCCAUAUUUAGCGUGUAAUAGUGCCUUGAACUUUUCGCAUUUUUUCCUGCCGCACCCUGUAUAUGAAAAAAAUGAAUAUUUUUUCUUAAAAACGCUAUAUCUCAGGAACGACGCAAAUUACCUUGGGGAGUUAAGCUUUUUCGAUAGAAAAACGUCUGAUAAACACGAUGGGAUCAAAAUUUUCAAAAUCAAAAUAUACGUAUUUUGAGAAAAAUCGAUUUUUAGUUUUAAAACUGAAAAAUAUGAUAUCUGGCAACACUGUAUCAAAAAAAUAAUAUUUUUUCUGGAUUCCCUGAACGAUUUCCUUUAAAAAUGCCGAAGGUCGAAAAUGUGUAGGUGCAAUCGUUUCAAUGAUAAAAAUAAAAGAAAGAGAGGAUAAUUUUCUUAUCGGCCAAAACGAGGGGUGCUGCCACGGGCCGAGGGGUGAUCCGAUCGGCACCAAAAUUUGGAUUUUUUCUUUUUCCAUCUAAAAAAAUGUUUCAACCAAAUUUGGUUCAAAUCCGUGAUGGUCGGUUGCAAGUUUUCACAUUUUCUCGGUCACUUCAUAUGGAAUGACCCAAAUAGAAGUUGCCUCAAGCUUUCCCUUCAGGAGUUCUUUUUUUAACUUUAAGAAUUUCAUCUGGAAAUUUUCAUUCAAGACUUUCUUCAGGAAAUCCUGCAACUUAUUCAGGAGUUCCUCCAGGAAUUCCUUAAGGACUUUCUCAAGGAAUACUUACAGAAAUUCUGGUGGAUAUUUCUUCAGGAUUUUCUGCGAAAAUUUUGAAGAAUAUAUCCGAGAAUUCGUUUAAGAGUUCCUUCAGCAUUCUCUUUCGGGCCUUUCUUCAGUAUUUUCUCGAAGUUUUUUGCCAAGAAUUCUUUUAGGAGCUUCUCCAGAAUUUUUCAAUUUUUUUCCCAGAAGCUCCUUUGGAAAUUUCCUUCAGGAGUUCCUUUAGUAUGUUCUGCAUAAAUUUCUCCAGGAAAUCCUUUAGAAGGCUCAUGAGAAUUUUUCUGAAGUUUCUCUGAAAAUCAUUUCAGAAGGUCACCUAGAAAUUCAAGAUUUUACCAGGAAAUUCCUUCUUAAGUUUAAUCGUGAAUUUAUUCAAGUGUUUCUCCGGAUCAUGGUAUUCUAUCCAAUAUCUAUUCAAAAACUAUUUUGAAUUCAUACAAAAUUCUUACAAUCAUUUCCCUAGGAAUACUUCAAUUGAAAGUCGUAGACGAAUUCUUGAAUGAACUCCUGGAGGCACACUUGACGGAACUACUACAGUUAUUCCCGGUGAAACACUCUAGAGGCCUUGAUUGAAAUGUUAGAAAAUUCCAAUGAAACUCCUCGAGAAAUUUACGAUGAAACUCCUACAGGCAUUAUGGAGGAAUUUCCAGUGGAGCUUCUAGAGUGAUUCCCGGUGGAACACCUAGAGGAAUUUCCAGUGGAACACCCUCAACGUUUUGGGUGAUCUGCUAGAGGAAUUUCUUGGUCGUAUUUUGGAGGAAUUGAACCACCUAGGUCGUGGUCCCAAAUGAUAAUCUGGGAAUCCUAUUCGAAUUCUAGCAGGAACCCCUGGUAAACCCGAAUAAAAAUCUAGAGUAAUUACCGAUGGAGCUCUAGGAGGAAUUACUGGUGGAAUACCAAAAGAAAUUCUUGGUGAAACAUCUUAAAGGUACCGGUUAAUCUUCUAGAGCAAUUAUCCAUGGAACAUCUAGGGAAAUUCCCGAUGGAAUUCAUAGAGAAAUCCUGAAGGAAUUCCCAGUGGAAUUCCCUGAGUGAUUCACGGUGGAUCUCCUAGAAGAGUUCCCGCUGGAAUCCGGAUGACCCGAAUGAUCAUAUACAGUCAUUCUCGGAGGAGCUUUUGGAGAAGUUCCUGGUGGUACCCAUAGAGGAAUUCCCAACAGGAUCAGAAUUUCUUAAGAUAUUUAACCCUGCUGCAACGUGCCCGCUACUGAGAACACGUCCUAUAAAUAAGUGUAUUCUUGUAGUACACAAUGUGAUGGGGUGAUCGAAGACGCGACUGUUCCCGGGUUAGUUUAAAAUUUGAACACUUUCUAAAUGAAUUUUGUCUCCUUAUGUUUGACUUGUGCAAUUUUUUUGAAAAUUCAUAUUUUUUACCGUAACGUGUAAUUUAGAUUACUUUGUUUUUUUUCAUCAAUUUUGGACCACCCUGAUGCACAACAUGCUGAAGUCGGAAUAGUGAAUCCCACACGUCGAAGAAAGAAGCAAAAUAUCUCCACUGAAACUGACUGAGAAAGAGUGCAACGGCGAAUGAACCAUAAUGAAGCAAAAAGGAAAACAACGUGAAAAACUCGGGUUACAGUGUGGAAAUCCUAAUGAACUACAUAGCCCUUCUGGUGUGUUGCUGCUAUCCGUGGUGGAACGUGAUUCUUCUCGAACACGGAUCUCGGUCAGGAGUCGAACCAGAGUGACAGCUCCGUCGUGUUAGCCCAGUUUUCCCAGUUACAAGUGAAAUCGUCGAGUGCAGUUUCCCGUUCUUAUUUCGCGUUGUUUUGGUAGUGUAUUCCUAGGACAGAGUGUUGAACCUUGCAGUUGCUGUAGUGUGCUUAGAGUUUAUCUUGUUAGUUGAACCGUUAGUGGACGUCGUCGUGGACAGAUUUCCACGGGAAAAAAGUUCGAAAAUUGAUACCAGUUAGUGGGGUGCCCAUAGAAGCACCUGGUUCCUUUUUCUCUGUGUGUGCGCCUGGAAAAAACAGCGAAGAAAAUUCCUCCUCCCUCCAGUCACUCCAGUGCUACCACCACCCGUCGUCGUCACGUCGUGUUGCUUUCAGUGCCGCCGCUCACUUCUUGCCGUGUACCGUCUCACGGCUAGGAAAAUUCAUCGAGGGAAAACCACGUGCACCAGUGUUUGUGUGUAACUGAAGUGGAUCGGUGUUAGUGGUGCCGCCGAAGUGCUAUCCAGCAGCAAGUGCGUGUGAGCCGUUGUAUUUACACUGAGGUGAAAUAUUUCAAGCCCCAACCAACGUGAGUGAGUGUCCCGUCGUCGACAACACCACCAACAACAACGACGACGACGACGUCAACAUUAUCCUUGGACUUCACGCGAAAAGUGACGGUGGCGGCGGCGACGGCGGCAACAGUGAAGAAUUAGCAGAAGGAGUUUGGUUGUUUUGGAGAAGAUUCUUCACGGUGCUCGAACCACGAAAGCGUAGGCAUUUUGCCAUUAGUCUGAUCGUCUUUUCGGGAGGACCUAGUGUGCUGCACUACUAGCUUUUGGCGGUUGGCGGAAACAGCUGGAAACGAGCAAGGAGAAUAUGGUGACGGCAGCAGCAGCAGUUCGCCGUAUGCAAUAGACUUGUUCCUGACGUCUGGGCAAUGACGUCACAGGCCGUGUACUGCCUCAGCCUGCAGAUACGUCCCCCGGCAGAGGAAGGAUCCAACGUUGUGGCCACAUCUUCCGGUGUAUCCUCAGUCAGCGGCAAUGAGCUCACAAAGGUGGUCACCACUGCUUCCACACCGGUUACCGCCCCCGGGGGAGCCAUCAUCACCGGACUGGACAGCAAAAGCGUCACCCUUUCGGAAGCGGCCACCCGCCAGCUGCAGUCCCAAAUUCAGCUGCAGCAGGUCCAAGCACAAACGGCCCAAGCAGCUCAACCGCAACACAGCAACAUAAUCCUAGUGCGUGGAUCCCGCUCCGAAAAUGGGCAAAUAAUCCUUCAGAACACCCACGAACUGCUGAGUCUGCUGAGCGAUGAGGACAAACCCAUCCUGCUGCAGCAUCAACGGCUGAAAACGAAAACCGUCCCUGAAGUAACGGCAACGGCCACCACCGGAAACACCAUCCUAUUUCAACCGGCGAUCAAAAGCGGCACCGUCGACGGUACCUUCCUGUUGCAAUCCGAUGGAGGUCUCAAGAAAACCGCCCUCACCACAGAAGGUGGCGGUCCGAUCUUCCUCCAGCAACGGCUCAACAAAAACGGUUCCUCCGAGGGGCCGAUUCUGCUUCGCACGCUUAAACGCAUAGAUAAGUCCCAGUCGAUUCUUGUUAUUCGUAAUGCUACAACCACUGCUUCAGCUGCCACUUCGGUCUUGGCUGGCAACACUGCUUCCAAUAGUGCUUCUGCUAGUGCUGCGUCCACCACUACUACCAUAGUUAAGGCCAAACCGAUCCAGAUCCAGCAGCAACAACAGCAGCAGCAUCAGCAGCUGAUUCAACCGGCGACUGCUACUUCGACGACGGCCACGGUCGUUACUGUGAGCUCCGGUGGGGCGUCUAAUGGAGCAGCAGUUGCUGCGGAAGAAGCCAAUUCUAAAAAGGAUGUGUCUCCUGUGGUCAAAGUCGUCCAGAAGCCGAUCAAUAUGCCGCUUGGAACAGAUGGCGAACCGAUCAAACUUCCGGAAAAUUUAGAAAGUUUACCACGGGCUGACCAUUUCCCAACCCAGCGACAUCGGUGGAAUACUAAUGAGGAAAUCGCGGCCAUUCUCAUUAGCUUCGACAAACACUCCGAAUGGCAGUCGAAAGAGGUGAAAACGAGGCCAAAAAGCGGUUCGAUGCUGCUGUAUUCCCGCAAGAAGGUGCGCUACCGACGAGAUGGCUAUUGUUGGAAGAAGCGAAAAGAUGGCAAGACAACCCGUGAGGAUCAUAUGAAGCUCAAGGUUCAGGGUACUGAGUGCAUCUACGGUUGCUAUGUCCACUCGGCCAUUCUCCCGACCUUCCACCGGCGGUGUUACUGGCUGCUUCAAAACCCAGAUAUUGUCCUGGUCCACUAUCUGAACGUGCCCUACCCGGACGACAACAAGAUGGCAGUGAUCACACCCAAUUUAGCCCUCUGGGGCGACAAGAAGGAGUGGACCAAGGAAGAACUCGUCAGCCAACUGAAGCCGAUGUUUUUUCCGGCAGUUUUCAGCGAAGACGAACCGGACGCAACGAACGAGAUCGAGAUCUCGACCGCCGAAACGGUGGAGGCCAUCGUGAGCCAGCUGAUGGAGAAGCAACGGAUGGCCCGGCAAUCGGCACUGGUGAAACAGCUGGAAUGUGGCUGCCCGGACGCGAACUGUGUGGACGGGAAGAGCUGUUCGCAUCCGAUGCGGAGGAUCAGCGCUGCCAAGAGCGGUGACAUGGGCAAGAGGCCAGAAGCUGGUGGGCACAUGGGCGGAACGGCGCCCAAUGUGCUGAUUGGAUCGAGGAUGUACCCCCGUUGGAUCGACAACCGGCGUGCUCGGGAAACCCAACUCCAACAGCAACAGCAGCAAGCCCACAGCAAUGGCAUUCUCCAAGACGGCAACCGAACCUCGCUCGCACCCAAGGACAACACUUCGAUACAUUUCCAAGUCAUUCCUACCUCUCAGCAACUGAACCACUCCAGCAACAAUCCAAAUUCAAUUAGAGCAAUUGCCGGCAAUCACCCCCAUCAUCAUCAACAUCAGCAGCAGCAGCAGAAUCCUUCGUCGGUAGUGGUCAGCAGCAGCAGCAGUAGCAGUAAUUUAACCCUCACCCAGCAUCUCAACUCGUUGAACAGCAAUAACGCUAACUCACAAUUAACAAGUGUCAGUAGUCAUAUUACAAACGGGCUGGUCCAGAAUGGUCAGCAUUUGGCCGCGGCCCAGCAGCAACACCGGAGUCACAUGAUCAUCACUGGCGGCAAUAAUUCGUCCUCCUCUCCGGCGUCGUCCGCGACUUCCGGUGGAUCCUCCUCGGCCAGCAAUCAAUUGACCGCCGCGGCUGGCCGCGACCCCAGCAUAAAUCUCACGGCCGCUACCAAUGGCGAAGCGUCGUCCUCGUCGUCGGCUCAUAUAUCAAUGCUUGGCCAUCAGCAGACCGCGGGGGCACGAGGUUCUACAACGGUGGGUGAUGGUGUCAAUCAGAGGACAUCAUCACAGCAGCAGCAGAGACAAGAUCCUAAUGGCAGUAGCAGCAGCAACAGCAAUGGUGCUAACAAUAGCAAUAAUAAUGGUGUUGGCAGUGGCCAUCAUAAUCACAUUACGGUUAAUAAUGGUGCGGUUAGCAGUGCGUCAAUGGUCAACUCGAACGGCGGUGGUGGAGGGGGAACGCCGUCGCUGGUGCUGAGUUUGUCACAGCUCCAAGGCAACCCCGGAAGCCUGCUGAUUCUGAACGGCCAACAACAACCCUUCGUAUGCCAUCCGUCCCAGCAACAGCAGCAGCAACAACAACAGCACCUACUUCAGCAACAACAAAAAUCACUCUUAGAUGUCAGCGCCAAAAAUGGCCCUCCCAGUGGUAGUAGCAGCAGCAGUGGCGCCAGCAGUAACGGAAGCGCCAACAGCAGUAUCAAAAUGGAAAAUUCACCGUCCGACGGGUCGCAGCACAGCGGCGGCCUAAUCCCGAAGCAAGAGAUCAUGGAGUCGUCCGGAUCGCCUAGUCAGAACCAUCAGCGUUCGACGAAGCAGUUCGAAAGCAUGUUCGGUGGGUACUCGGUACGGCACAGCUCACCGGGUGGAAAUGGACAUCAUGACAAUCUGCCGUUUUUCAACGAGACGCUGGAUUUAUCCCAGGAGGAUAUCCAGAAGACGUUGAGCGCCAAUAUGCCGUUGGGGCAUCACGGGCAUGGGACGGGAGUGGUUGGUGGGGGCGGAAGUCAGUCGCGAGCUCAGACGGAUGAUGCCAUGAAUGGGGAGAUCAAUCCGAUGGAUUUCAUUGAGAAUUGCGGCGAGAGUCACGAUCCGGUGGAUGACGACGUGUUUGUCAACUUGGACGCGUUCGAUAUGCUGGUGGAGUUUCCGGAGUUGGAACUGGAUGCGAAAAGUGCGUUUUUGAAUGGGAGCGAAACGGGAACAGAAACAGGUGGGGACAUCGAUGACGGGGCGAGUGACUUGAGUCACUUCAAGCUGUCGGCGGAUAGUGGGAUUGUUGUGGGGGAUGAGUUGACGGGUAGUCAUCACUCGAACGAGUCUACAAUUACGGACUUCAGUCCGGAGUGGGCUUAUCCAGAGGGUGGCGUUAAGGUGCUAGUAACGGGGCCGUGGAGUUCGGCUUCGUCCUAUACAGUAUUAUUCGAUUCGUUUCCGGUGCCAACGACGCUGGUGCAGAACGGAGUGUUGAGGUGCUACUGUCCAGCACACGAGGUUGGAGUUGUAACGCUGCAGGUUGCCUGCGAUGGCUAUGUGAUAUCGAAUGGAGUCAACUUUGAGUACAAAUCCCCGCCCAAAUUCGAAACGAAGUGUGAAGGUAACGGCAACGACAUGUUGUACAAGUUCAACUUGUUGACAAGGUUGGAAUCGAUCGACGAGAAGCUGCAAAUCAAGAUCGAGCCGGGCGAGUUGCCUGAAGAGUCAGUCCUGUUCAAACAAACGAACUUCGAAGACCGAUUGGUGACUUAUUGUCAAUCGUUGACGGCCAAGAUGUGGCGAUCGGUAACUCCCGGAUCGUGGCUUGGAAAACAUCGUGGUAUGACGCUGCUUCAUCUGGCAUCGGCCUUGGGUUACGCCAAACUGGUUCGCACGAUGCUAACCUGGAAGACAGAGAAUUCGAACGUGAUUCUCGAAGCAGAAAUUGACGCCCUUAGUCAAGAUCAGGAAGGAUUUACGCCCUUGAUGUGGGCCUGCUCGCGAGGUCACACCGAAACGGCGCUAGUCCUGUACAAGUGGAAUCAGAAUGCACUGAACGUCAAGAACUGUGUCCUCGAAAGUCCGCUUGAAGUAGCUAAGAAUAGAGGAUUCACUGCUUUAGCUGCAGAACUUGAGAAGCAUGAGCUACAGCGAAAACAAAUCAAACUAUCUCUUGCACCGACCAGUGCUUCGUUGUCAACUUUGACCUCCAUUCCUUCGUCCUAUUCAACUUCUUCCACAUCUAUUUUAUCUACUUUGGCUUCCAGUGCUACGUCUGAUUCUUCGUCUGUUCCUUCUUCUUCCGCUUCUUUAACGAAUCCUUCCACAACUCUAGCUAACAGUAAUAGUAGAAGAAGUAGUGACAAUGGUCGCCGAGCUAGUUGUAGAUCUUCAACCGCCGAAUCGGCCCUUGAUAAUAGCAAUAGUAACGAUAUCGAGAAUAACAAUCAUCCGGAUGUCAGCCCGGAGCACAACUUUAUCAACGAUCUGUUCAACUACAAUGAUGCCCUGAAUAGUAGCAACAGUGACAGUUGCAGCAACGACAACUUCGCUCUCUCGUCCUCGUACAACCCAUCCCUAUCUCCGGCGGCACUGUCGCCGUACAACGACUUGAAGGGAUCCGGGCAAGCUGGUUUACAGUCGACGACAAGCGGAGCUCUGCACUACGCGCUGGAGAAUAACAACUCCAACCCAAUGUUGUCAAAUGCUCUGUCGCCGAACUCCGAUAGCAACCGAAGUCACGAUGGGGUAUUCCUUCGGCCAGGAGCAGUAUUUUCUAGUGGUCAAAGUCCACCGGGAGCUCGCCUGUCCAAACGAUCGUCUGUCGACAGCGGAAUCAACAUGGAAACGCGUUCCAUGAGCAAGUCUGGAAAAUCUCUGCGAGAUAAUCAACGCAUGAACAGAACCGAUCGUAGCAUGUCGCUUCCGCUGGCUUCCGGCUCAUCGGGUGGCUUCUCAUCGUCCUUCGGGGGAUCGUCCAACAACAAUGGCACCAGCAGCAACACCAAAUCAUCCAACGCCGGUAACGGUGGAGCUUCCAACAAUUCCGACUCGGACAACUUCUCGCUCUCGUUAAACGACCGAACAACGGAGUCACCCUCGCAAGCUUCCAGCAACUUGAGCAACAGUUCGCUACUGUCGCCGCUGCGCAAAAUGGACUUUGCCUUGUGUGAAGUCUCGGCGGCCGCCGGCAGUCCCAUGUGCGAGGACACCGAUUCGCUGCAGGAGGAUGAACGACACUCAUCAUCGAAUGCAGCAGCAGCGGUAAUGACCUCGAGGGGUUCCUCGUCCUCGUCAUCGUCGACAUCGGCUGCGGUGGCUAUGGCCGAAGCUCUGAUUGGAGGAUCCGCGGGAUCUUUUGGAAGCGGUCAGGGCCAUGGAAUGCAUCAUCUGUUGCAUCACGGAGGGCCGCACUCGUAUCAACAACUUCAGCAGCAACAACAGCAACAAUCGCAGCAGUUGCACCUUCAGGAUGCCGGAGGAGAAUUGAUGGUUACCUGCGGUGGUGGGGGAACUGGCGGGGCAACAGUAGGGGAGUCCGAUGUUAAGGUUCUAACGCUAGCAGAACAGAUAAUAGCUGCAAUGCCAGAGCGAAUAAAGAACGAAUCCGAGGAAAUCAUGUCCCAGGGUAGCCCAAUGCCGGAAACGUUAAGCGAGGAUUCCUCCGGAAUGGGAAUCUUGACCGAUUCUUUCAUGGAGCCUCUACUUGAUCCGCUGUCGUCGUCCCAGUUGGAAGAAUUCAACUUCGAGUACAGCGAUCACAAUUAUCGUUACCAUGACGUCGGAACUCCUUGCUCCAGUCUCAGUCCGGCCUCUUCCGGUCCACUGCAGUCACCGGCCAGCUAUUCCAUUCCGCAGGAUCAACCCGUGGGCUCACCCAGUCCACCACCAACCACGCAGGACUUCACCGAGUUCCUACAGACAACCAACUCGAAUCCGUUCGAGAAGGAUUUCUCCAACCUUAAACUGACAGAUCGCGAACAACGCGAACUGUACGAAGCGGCCAAGUGCAUCCAGAAGGCGUACCGCUCGUACAAGGGUCGCAAAAGUCGCAUGGAAGAGCAGGACAAGGAACGCUCGGCAGCGGUUGUCAUCCAGAACUACUACCGCCGGUACAAACAGUACGCCUACUACCGGCAAAUGACCCAGGCAGCGGUCAUCAUCCAAAACGGGUACCGAUCGUACUGUGAGAACAAACGGUUCAAGAAAUCUCAAUCCGGCAACCUGUCCGGUCAGUUGGGUGGCAUCGGUGGCGCAGCGGAAAGUGCCGAAGAAGCAGCAUCUUCAUCCCAGUGCAUACAGAGCUAUUACAAAAGUUACAAGAACGAACAGCAGCAACAACAACAGAAGUCACCCCAACAACAGCAGCAGAACAAUCAGGGUUCGCCCAAGGAACCGAGCCCGUCCGGUCCACUGAAACGAACUUAUUCGCAACGAACUCAGAAUCAAGCGGCCAGGAAAAUUCAGCAAUUCAUGAGACAAUCUAAAAACAAUACCUGGGAUGAGCAAAUGACAAACUUGGCUGCAGAGAGAACGAGCCGAAAAAGAGAGGCAGGUCCACCAACGCAGGGCGGAGUACCUCCAAAGCUUGCAGUAUCACGGGGCACCGGGAGCACCCGAGGCUCCGCCUACCAGCGAUCCAAAGUGAACUAAAGGGCAGAUGCUGCAGUGUGAAGAAGGAGGAGAAAAAAGGUCAAAAACUGGGUGAGAAAGAAGCAGGGAAUGGCCGCAUUUGCGUUUAACACGAGUGAGAAUUAUUUUGCUUUUGUUCUGAUCGUUUUGUUGAGUAUUGCUCAAAAGCGAAGCUGUUUUUGUUAACGCGUAAUCUUAAGGGCUUGUUCACAAAUGUCAUAACGCUGGAGAGGGUAGGUGGGUGUCAGUCAUGGUGUUACAGCCCGAACAAAUAAAAAUUUUCCACAUAUAAAUAGUGUUAUGAAGGGGUGGGUGGGUGUCAGGAAAAGCCAAUUUUGGCGUUAUGAAAUUUUGUGAAUGAACCCUAAGUGGCAUUCGAUGUUUGUUUCAAAAUCGGGAAAAAAAAAUUUAAAGUUUAAAUACGCAUAGGAAGGUUUAGUUGUAUCUGUUGUUCAAAUUCGUGAGAGACUCACUGUUUUCUUAUUAGACUUUGCGAGACAUUUCACGCUUGCAAGCUUGCGUGCAAUAUAGCAUUCAACCAUAACUUGCGCGCAUAUAAUUUUGCUUUGGUCGACGUGCGUAAGGUGAAUAACGUAAAGGGUAAAAUCAACAAUCGCGGCAAUUGACUAAACUAAAUCAGAUACCUGACUCUUUUUGAUACAAAACGAGAAGUGAACUACUGAAGAUGUUACAACAACAAGCUGAAGAAUACUUGAAUUAAAAACAUGAGCAAAUUGUGAUUAUUGUUUCAGGUAGGUAUUUCCUAACCUACGACAGCGUAGAGGAGCUACAACCGAAAAGGUUGAGUAGAUCAUGCAUAGGUGAUUAAAAGGGGAAGAAUUUAUUGUAAAAACACAAAAUUUAAAGCAGAUAUUUUUACUUACGGUAGUCAAUGAGAACUCUUAAGCAAAUCAGCAAAGGAUUAUUUAUAGAAAAAGAAACAGAGAAUUAGAGAGAUGAACUUUUAUUAUUGCAAAAAAUUGACCGAGUAAAGUCAAGUAAACUGGUAGAAAAAGAAAAGAGUAGAGACCACCAAACUAAGCAAAGCGGAAAAUAUUUAAGUGUGAAAUCGAUGGCUACUGCUAGCGGUUGGAGUUGGGUGGAAAAACUUGAUCUUACGACAAGGUCGUAAGGCGUUGAUUGCAGAAAAAAUAGAUGGUGACCGUGGCUUAAAUCAGCCACAGCUUGGAAAAGAGAAAGACGUGAUAAAAGAGAGUACUGCAAACACGCGUAAAUCUCCGAUUAAUCUAUUUGUGAGUAGGCACUCUCGUGUUGUAUAUAGAUGAUUGACGAAUCGUUAGACGAAUGUUUAGGACCUAAGAGAAACAAAGAAGUUAUUUCACCUAAUGGAAGAACUCUUUUUAGUUUUCUAUUUGAUUGUUGAUUUUGUUGUUCUUGAAGAAGUAUAUUAUCGUAGGAAAGUAAUGAAUACUGCUACCGUUUAUCUCUUUAUAGAUGAGAACAGUAAUUCGAGCGAAAUAUUGAUGAAUUUUGAGCAUUACGCUUUAAACCAAUGCGCUAAACCUAUUCUAGGGAUUCAUGAAAAACGCAAAACACACAUAGAUACAUACAGAAUAAAGAGAAAAAGAAAACGGUGAUUUAUUUACUUUUAGUAGAAGACGAGCGUCCAUCUUAUGACUUUGAAGACUUGUGAGAGAUUAAAAGAUGCAAAACAAAAUCACUACGACUAAUCGCAAAACUGAGGAACACAGCAAAAGUUCAUCAAUAUUUCUCAGAAAACAGAAAAAGUUAUAUAUGAAAUUUAAGAUGCAUACAGUUUACUAAAACAAAACACAUCCAUUUUAUUCUAAGAUAUUUAAGGAAAACAAAAUCUACCACGCAUUAAAAACAUCAACUACUACUACAACUACUACCACAACUACGUUAGAGGAACUUUGAUAGAUGACAAAUGAUAGUUUGAGCCGUAAUUUUUGAGGAAAUCUCUUUAAAACAAGAAGAAUAAAAGUAAUCGAAACGCAUAAUCUUUAAUCAAAAUCAAUUGUGUGAAAAUAAAAUUAACUGCGGCAACAAGCCAUACAAGUAUAUGAACAUCACUACAUUAACUCAAUCUUGUGUGAUGUUGUGUAGAUUUUUUUUUUCGGUAGUAUUCUGCAGUUACGAAUAUUUUUUUGGAAUUUGUGUGCUCUUCUGUAUUUAAAUCGCAUAACAAAAGAAAAGCCUGUAUUAAGACCCAAAAUACUUGGAGUUUUUGAUGAUACAUACCAGUCAAAAAUUGACAAAGUUUUGAGAAUUAAGACAAAAGUCAUAUUCAAUUACCCAAAAACCCUAUUUCAAGGCGCUUGCAUCACCUUUAAAUAUCAUUGGUUCUGGCCGAAACUCGGGUGCUCUUUUUAUGUAAUUUGAAUUUAGAAAACAAAGGAUUCAAAUCUUAUUGACAAUUAAAAAAAUCCGCACCCUAAUGUUGAUUCAGCUGGUUUUACUUUCACAGUGUUUUGAUCUCUAUCCGUCAUUAUAGUGACCUCAAAUGUGUUGGAUGUAUCUGUCAAGCGAUAAACAAAUAUUUCAAUUGUUGGAUUUCAGUUUCAGUCUGCCUGCUCAGUGAAGUAAUAUUGUUUUUAUUGCCAUUUUUAAACAGAAUACUAAUUUCAAUCAGAUUUCUCAUAAAACAUAACUGAGCUUUUAUAGGAAAAUGUCGACAAUGUAAAUCAAAACCUCCUUGUAUAGAAAAUACCCAAAUUAAACCUUUCUCUUCAAUCUUGUAUAUCAACUACAUUCAGGAAACCCGAUUUUUAGGGCAGGACAGAAAAAAUAUAAAAAAAUACUGUAAAACAACAUACAUUGGCAGGUCCAACAUAAAUUCCAACUACAAGAUGAGAAUUUUCCACAGCACUCGUUGAUUAGAACAAAAUCUAAAAUCAUUAAGAUCAAAGCUUUAAACCGCAAAAAAAAAACGUGAAAAAUUAUCACACCAACUACUAAUUAAUUCAAAAUUCAGCACACAAGCGUUCACCAACUAACACUGAAUCACACAGUUUCUCUCGAAAAAACAAAACCCUAUUCCAAUCCAAAACAAUGGCAGAUCUGUUGCGCUGCCCCUACUACUACUACUGAACAAAAAACAAACGAACAAAAAUCUUAUUUCUUCCAUUUUCCGAUUCUCAAUACUGUACUGUAGUAAUUUUUGAAAAACGCGAAACAGACUAACACACACAACACACUCACACAUGCAAACACGUAAGGUGGAUUUUAACGAUCCCCCGUUUAGGUUACUCGUUUAGUCACAAUUUCGUUAAUCGUUGUUAUCUUUAUGAUAUUUCGUUGCUAAUUUUUGCUUCUCUUGUUUGUACACCAUUUGAGUCGAUGUAAUCGAUAGUAAGCGCGUAAACGCUGUUCAUCGUUAGUUUUACUUUAUGCUACGCCUUAUUUAGUGUAAGUUUUCCAAGCGGUGCCACCUGGUGCUGCUCUAAUGAUAGUCAAUAAAUUGUUGUUACUUUUGCAGCCGCGCAUAUUUCUAAUGUAA